Messenger RNA from Onychostoma macrolepis, 1622 nucleotides. RefSeq names its product zinc transporter ZIP9-B. The record is from RefSeq and is a predicted model, not a curated record. Gene Ontology annotation, biological process: zinc ion transport; transmembrane transport. Gene Ontology annotation, molecular function: metal ion transmembrane transporter activity. Gene Ontology annotation, cellular component: membrane. The transcript is spliced from 7 exons. Bases 216 to 1139 code for a protein of 307 amino acids. Lineage: Eukaryota; Metazoa; Chordata; Actinopteri; Cypriniformes; Cyprinidae.
CAUUGGUGUCAUGUAAUGCUGUUCGUCUCACUCUAGGGGUGUAGUUUAGAGUUGUGGAGGGUGUUGAGACGUGGAGAACUCCACUAUGCCUUCCAGUGAGUUCUCAAAGAGGAUAUUGUGUCUUCCUUUUGUGUUUUAGGGUGUUUAUUACAUGUGAUGCAGCCUGAUUGUGCGUUAAGAGUUUCGAUCGUAAGGGCUGAAGAGCAGAAGCAGUCAUGGACGGAGCUUGGGCUGUUAUUCUCAUAUCUCUGGCAAUGUUCGUGGGAUGUUUCAUGCUCGGGAUAAUUCCAUUAUUGAUCAAUUUAUCAGAGAAGCUGCAGCUGAUUACUGUGCUGGGGGCGGGGCUUCUAUGUGGCACUGCCCUGUCAAUCAUCAUCCCAGAGGGGGUGGAGUUAGUGCAGGAGUCAUGGAAAGACUGGUAUUGCUCUGCAAUGGGAGAGAAUCAAAAUAUCUCCGAAUCAAAUUCAACACUUCAUCUAACCGCAAGGAAAGGUCUGCGUCCUCACUUCUUCAUAGGAGUCUCUCUCGUCUCGGGCUUUACGCUCAUGUUUGUGGUGGACCAGAUUGCCAACUACUGCUCCAUGCAUGAACCCCGAGCACGCAUGUACAGUGGCAACAGUGUUACUGCCACCUUGGGACUGCUUAUUCACGCCGCAGCUGAUGGUGUUGCUCUGGGUGCAGCUGCGGCCUCAUCGCAGGUGUCCGUGCAGGUUGUCGUGUUUUUUGCUGUUAUUUUGCAUAAGGCUCCAGCGGCGUUUGGUCUUGUGUCUUUCCUCAUGCACGCAGGUCUGGAGAGGAAGACUAUUCAAAAGCAUUUACUGGCAUUUUCUGCUGCUGCACCGCUGAUGGCCAUCAGCACUUAUUUUAUCCUGAGUGCAACUAAUGGCUCUUCUCAGAACCGCCUGAGCACUACAGGCAUUGGUAUGCUGUUCUCAGCUGGGACUUUCUUAUAUGUAGCCACAGUUCAUGUUCUGCCAGAAAUCAACAGCAGAGGGCAUCAGAGCUCCACUCACCUCCACCAUCAUACAGGAACCGGAGCCUACCAGCAGCAGGGCGGCCUGGGCAUCACAGAGAGCCUGACUCUCAUCCUGGGGACUGGACUUCCUGUGCUGUUGGCCCUCGGACUGCCAGAUGAUUAAUCUAAAAACAGUCCAACAGCCAAACGUGACUGGUGACGUGUAAUCUUUCAUUUGAAAAUUUGUUUAUAUUUUAUCAAGACUUGAGAAUGCUGUUUUAGUUUUAUGUUUUGUCAUGAUUAGUGUUAUGAAACUCUCCACAUUUUCUGUUUUUAUGUGCACAUGUGCAUUGUCAGAGACAAAAAAAUAUUAUGAGAACUUAUAUUCUUAUAUCUAUAAUCAGAUUUUAUUUUACCAUAGAAAUGAAGUCAUUUUUAUCACUGCCAUAAAGCUAACAGUGCAAUAAGUGCUCUUUUUCCAAAGAAUAAAAAAAAAAUAGUUUUUGUCUUUUCAUUUUUUGGAAGUUUUGUAUUAAACCAAGAAUACCUUAUUAAUAUAAACCAAUGUUUAUUUUGAGAACUACAAAGCAGUGCAAUCUGAAAUACAUGCACAUUGUGAUGGCACGACAAUCUGGUACGCGACAAUCUAUUAAAAGCCAUAAAAGCU